CCUCCUCUUUCCACCCUCACCAUUUUCCUCUGAGAGAGAGAGAGAGAGGGGAAAUGGGACGCGUGAUCAGAGCUCAGAGGAAGGGUGCAGGGUCGGUGUUCCGUUCGCACACCCACCACCGGAAGGGUCCGGCGAGGUUCCGGUCGCUUGACUUCGGGGAAAGGAAUGGUUACCUCAAGGGGACGGUGACGGAUGUCAUCCACGACCCUGGGAGGGGUGCGCCGCUCGCACGGGUGACCUUCCGCCACCCCUUCCGUUACAAACAUCAGAAGGAGCUAUUCGUUGCCGCCGAGGGCAUGUACACCGGUCAGUUCGUCUACUGCGGCAAGAAGGCUACUCUCUCCGUUGGCAACGUCCUCCCACUCCGAUCCAUCCCCGAGGGAGCCGUUGUGUGCAACGUCGAGCACCAUGUCGGAGACCGUGGUGUUUUCGCUCGAUCCUCCGGGGACUACGUUGUCGUCAUCUCCCACAACCCGGACAAUGGAACCACCAGGAUUAAGCUUCCUUCUGGUGCCAAGAAGAUUGUACCUGGCGGUUGCAGAGCCAUGAUUGGCCAGGUUGCUGGUGGUGGUAGAACUGAGAAGCCUAUGCUCAAGGCAGGCAACGCUUAUCACAAGUACAGGGUGAAGAGGAACUGCUGGCCCAAGGUUCGGGGUGUUGCUAUGAACCCAGUCGAGCAUCCUCAUGGUGGUGGUAACCAUCAACACAUUGGGCACGCCAGUACUGUUCGCCGUGAUGCUCCUCCUGGCCAGAAGGUUGGUCUGAUCGCUGCUAGAAGAACUGGUCGUCUCAGGGGACAGGCUGCUGCUACUGCUGCCAAGGCAGAAAAGGGUGCUUAAGAUACAUUCCUUUCUAGGUCUCUCUUUUGUUUUAGGUUGUCGAAAAUUCUGCGUUUUUGUUUGUAGGCAGUUUUCUCGGUGUAUUUCUUGGAACUCAUCCUUUGUGGGAUGGAGCUCGUUGUUGGCCAUAGUGUCAACAUGGUUCAACAUUUUUUUGGGGUUGGAUUCGCUAUAAAUGUGACAGGUCUGAUUGGUUCCUAUUUUUA
Molecule: messenger RNA, 1045 nt
Organism: Nymphaea colorata (pocket water lily)
Lineage: Eukaryota; Viridiplantae; Streptophyta; Magnoliopsida; Nymphaeales; Nymphaeaceae
Product: 60S ribosomal protein L8-like
Exons: 2
Coding region: 54-839 (261 amino acids)
Biological process (GO): cytoplasmic translation
Cellular component (GO): ribosome; cytosolic large ribosomal subunit
Molecular function (GO): RNA binding; structural constituent of ribosome
Source: RefSeq, a predicted model, not a curated record